AUGAGUCUCGCCUACGCUAUCCUGCUCGCGUCUCUCUUUCUUCUCGCGUAUUUUUUCGUCAGAAAUCGCAGAAGAAUGCGCCGCCUCCCUCCCGGACCCUGGCAGCUUCCGAUCCUUGGCUACCUUCCGUGGAUCGACACGGAGAAACCGCACGAAAGUCUCACGAAACUGGCCAGAACUUACGGCCCCAUCUGCGGGCUUCGUAUGGGUUCGGUCUAUACUGUUCUCCUCUCGGACCCGCGAAUAAUCAAGCAGGCUUUCGCGAUGGACGCGUGCGCCGGCAGAGCUCCACUGUACCUCACUCACGGAAUUAUGCAAGGAUACGGACUGGUUUGCGCCGAAGGCAACCGAUGGAGGGACCAAAGGAAAUUCGUUAGUAUCUGUUUGAGAAAUUUCGGGAUGGUGAAGCACGAUGGACCGAAGAGAGACAGAUUGGAGAAGAGGAUACUGGACGCCGCGAACGAAUGCGUAUCGAAACUCGAGCAACGAUCGACGGACGGGCCGAUCGAUCCCUUGGACACGCUCCAUCACUGCAUGGGCAAUCUGAUCAACAGCAUCGUUUUCGGGAAAACGUACGAGGAGAACGAGCAGGUUUGGAAAUGGUUGAGACACUUGCAAGAGGAGGGAGUGAAGCAUAUAGGCAUCGCUGGACCGCUCAACUUUUUGCCUAUCCUCAGAUUGUUGCCGCGAUACGGACAAACGAUACGACACAUCCUCGACGGAAAGGAGAAGACGCACCGAGUAUAUCGCGGUAUACUCGAUGAACAUCGUGCCAGGACCGCGCCAACAACCCCAGGAAACGAAAGCUUCUUGGCGGCGUUCGAUGAACAGAUGAGAAAGGAGAACACGGACGAUAGUUAUUUUACGGAGUCGCAACUUUAUCAUUUGUUGGCUGACCUAUUCGGCGCUGGAACGGACACAACUUUGACGACCCUCCGGUGGUUUCUGCUUUUCAUCGCCGUACAUCCGGAUGAACAGGAGAAACUUCGGUUAGAGAUGGAUCGGUGUUUGGAUGCCGGUGAAGAACCGACUUUGAAGGACAGAGACUCCAUGCCAUGCUUCGAAGCUGCUUUGGCCGAAGUGCAACGACUCAGAAGCGUCGCCCCACUCGGUAUUCCCCACGGAACGUUGGAGGAUACGCAAAUAGGCGAAUACGACGUGCCGAAAGGGGCCAUGAUCGUGCCGGUGCAAUGGGCCGUUCAUACCGAUCCUGCUUACUGGCAGGAUCCACUCGAGUAUCGACCCGACAGAUUCCUGGCCGAGGAUGGAACCUUCUUCAAGCCGGAAUCGUUUCUUCCCUUUCAGACCGGGAAACGCGUCUGCGUCGGGGAGGAACUGGCCCGGAUGAUACUGUUUCUCUUCGCUGCUAGAAUAUUGCGCGCGUUGAAUAUAUCGGUACCGUCGAACGAAACGGUCGAUCUCGAAGGCGAUUGCGGCAUCACGCUCGUCCCGAAACCACACCGAUUGAUGUUCGUUGCGCGACAUCGAUGAUGGGCAGAACCGAUUCUGUAUUCAUACUUCCGCCUGCUGUGUAC
Messenger RNA from Colletes gigas, 1535 nucleotides. It is a transcript of the gene phtm, whose product is annotated as cytochrome P450 306a1. The transcript is spliced from 7 exons. The record is from RefSeq and is a predicted model, not a curated record. Bases 1 to 1491 code for a protein of 496 amino acids. NCBI's taxonomy places the organism in Eukaryota, Metazoa, Arthropoda, Insecta, Hymenoptera, Colletidae. Gene Ontology annotation, cellular component: cytoplasm; intracellular membrane-bounded organelle. Gene Ontology annotation, molecular function: oxidoreductase activity, acting on paired donors, with incorporation or reduction of molecular oxygen, reduced flavin or flavoprotein as one donor, and incorporation of one atom of oxygen; iron ion binding; heme binding. Gene Ontology annotation, biological process: xenobiotic metabolic process.